Messenger RNA from Protopolystoma xenopodis, 336 nucleotides. Lineage: Eukaryota; Metazoa; Platyhelminthes; Monogenea; Polystomatidea; Polystomatidae. The record is from the annotation of a GenBank genome assembly.
CUCACCGGUGCCGAGCAAAAAUGCCGCAGUUCAGGCGUCGGGCUUUCCAACGGUGCCGUUCCAACGAGCCGUUCGAGCACUCCACCUUCUGGGCCCACACCUGCUCCUCUCUCCUCAUCUUCUUCGGCCUCUUCCUCUCCAUCCACGACUGCUACAGCCGGAGUGGUCGUGGUUGGUCCAGCCGCCGAGCUGGCUCAAUUGGCCGCCACGCCUUGGCCCAGCCUCCUAGAGGCUAAUCGCCGUCGGUCGCGACAGCUUGUUGGGCAGCGCGCUAGACACCAGUAUGCACUCGCCGGUCUAGACGCAGAGUUAGACAGAACAAAGUACGAAAAUUAG